AUGGACUCAGUCCUUGUUCUACAAUCAUGGACUCAGUCCUCGUUCUACAAUCAUGGACUCAGUCCUCGUUCUACAAUCAUGGACUCAUUCCUCGUUCUGCAAUCAUGGACUCAGUCCUCGUUCUACAAUCAUGGACUCAUUCCUCGUUCUGCAAUCAUGGACUCAGUCCUUGUUCUACAAUCAUGGACUCAGUCCUCGUUCUACAAUCAUGGACUCAGUCCUCGUUCUACAAUCAUGGACUCAUUCCUCGUUCUGCAAUCAUGGACUCAGUCCUUGUUCUACAAUCAUGGACUCAGUCCUCGUUCUGCAAUCAUGGACUCAUUCCUCGUUCUGCAAUCAUGGACUCAUUCCUCGUUCUACAAUCAUGGACUCAUUCCUCGUUCUGCAAUCAUGGACUCAGUCCUUGUUCUACAAUCAUGGACUCAGUCCUUGUUCUACAAUCAUGGACUCAGUCCUCGUUCUACAAUCAUGGACUCAGUCCUUGUUCUACAAUCAUGGACUCAGUCCUCGUUCUACAAUCAUGGACUCAUUCCUCGUUCUACAAUCAUGGACUCAGUCCUUGUUCUACAAUCAUGGACUCAGUCCUCGUUCUACAAUCAUGGACUCAUUCCUCGGUCUACAAUCAUGGACUCAUUCCUCGUUCUACAAUCAUGGACUCAUUCCUCGUUCUACAAUCAUGGACUCAGUCCUCGUUCUACAAUCAUGGACUCAGUCCUUGUUCUGCAAUCAUGGACUCAUUCCUGGUUCUACAAUCGUGGACUCAGUCCUCGUUCUACAAUCAUGGACUCAUCUCGUUCUGCAAUCAUGGACUCAGUCUGUUCUACAAUCAUGGACUCAUUCCUCGUUCUACAAUCAUGGACUCAGUCCUUGUUCUGCAAUCAUGGACUCAGUCGUCGUUCUACAAUCAUGGACUCAUUCCUCGUUCUACAAUCAUGGACUCAUUCCUCGUUCUACAAUCAUGGACUCAUUCCUCGUUUUACAAUCAUGGACUCAGUCCUUGUUCUGCAAUCAUGGACUCAGUCGUCGUUCUACAAUCAUGGACUCAUUCCUCGUUCUACAAUCAUGGACUCAGUCGUCGUUCUACAAUCAUGGACUCAUUCCUCGUUCUACAAUCAUGGACUCAGUCCUCGUUCUACAAUCAUGGACUCAGUCCUUGUUCUGCAAUCAUGGACUCAGUCGUCGUUCUACAAUCAUGGACUCAUUCCUCGUUCUACAAUCAUGGACUCAGUCCUUGUUCUGCAAUCAUGGACUCAGUCCUUGUUCUGCAAUCAUGGACUCAUUCCUCGUUCUACAAUCAUGGACUCAUUCCUCGUUCUACAAUCAUGGACUCAGUCCUCGUUCUACAAUCAUGGACUCGUUCCUCGUUCUACAAUCAUGGACUCAUUCCUCGUUCUACAAUCAUGGACUCAGUCGUCGUUCUGCAAUCAUGGACUCAUUCCUCGUUCUACAAUCAUGGACUCAGUCGUCGUUCUACAAUCAUGGACUCAGUCGUCGUUCUACAAUCAUGGACUCAUUCCUCGUUUAACAGCAGCAGCCAAAUUGGUUCAAGGCAUAACAUUUGACAUAUUCAAGGACAAAAUAUCAUGUGAAGAGCAGCGAGAAAUCCUUUUGACGGACUUCUCAACAGUUUAUAUAGAAAAUUUUGCUCGGCAUUUUUCCAUUUCAGCAGAUGUCAAAAACUCACUUUUAGCCGGCCAGUACCAUGAUGAAAUGGCAAAAUUUGUACAGACUUUCAAAUUUGAAAAUGGCGAAACGGGGCGUUUUGUUUAUGGGAAAGUUGCAACUAUCAAACAAGGUAAUAAAAUUGACUUGGCCUACUCUGUGUACACCUUAGAUUUCAAGCUGGCGCCUACUGUCAGAAGGCACAAAUGGAACCAUAAAAAUAGGAAUAAACAUAGCCAUAGGAAUAAACAUAAGAAGAAACACUGGCGAUGCGGGUGUAAAAAUAAACAACGAAACCUGUCCGCAAAAGAGAAAGAUCAUCUAGACAAUUAUUUCACGAUCUUGGCAAUCUCAAAACUUCGUUCAGCAUAUCAUAAAAAUCGUUAA
Molecule: messenger RNA, 2049 nt
Organism: Paramuricea clavata
Lineage: Eukaryota; Metazoa; Cnidaria; Anthozoa; Malacalcyonacea; Plexauridae
Source: the annotation of a GenBank genome assembly